Molecule: messenger RNA, 1100 nt
Organism: Anopheles moucheti
Lineage: Eukaryota; Metazoa; Arthropoda; Insecta; Diptera; Culicidae
Exons: 3
Coding region: 306-1013 (235 amino acids)
Source: RefSeq, a predicted model, not a curated record
CGCGAACGAGACAAACUAAUUAUAUCGAUCGAUAUAUUUACCUACUGCCUCGACCCAGUUUGUUAGAAUAUUGUUGGAAUUAAUCAGGAUCCUUUUAUAGUCCCUCUGCGGGGCAAUCGGACCACUCUCAGAUGGUAGAAACGCUUAAGUUCUGGCAGCAAAGGAUGUUGCGCUGAAACCAAAGAAACGUCCCAAAAACAAUGCAAAAACGGAACCAUUUCCGUACCAAAUCAAUUAUCGUUCUGCUGCACUCCAACGGGGAGUUAAAACAUCAAUUACCUGACAGAGUUUUAUCGUGACCAAUUAUGAUGGACCAUAAACAAGGAAAGGAGAGAGUUCGUUCUACUAAAAGGCAACUGGACAAACUGGUAGAAAUUAUGGAGCGAAACCCCGAGCUGGCAAAAGGUGGGGGUUCAAAUCGGACAUGUUUUUGGAAGAAUGAGGCUUUGAAGUUCAACUCCAUGGGGCCAGCUGUGAAGGAAGGAGCGGAUUGUAAAAGGAAUUGGAUUGAUAAAAAGUCGUUGGUUAAAAAAAAGCUUAGCCAUAAUAAGAAGGAAAUGCAGCAGACAGGAGGUGGGAAACCGGCAAUGAACACUCUCAGCGAACUGGAAGAGCGAAUAGCUGCAGUUACGAAUAUGCGAGACAUCACCAACAGGAUUGAAGGUAGUCUAUGCAUCGGUAUAGGAAAUCAGAUGGAGCAGCCCGGACCAUCACACCAUACUCAGCCCUCGAACCCUGGACCAUUAAAUCAUACCGAGUUCUCGGACCUUGAACCAUCACAUCACAUUCAGUCCUCAGAGCCCGGACCACAUCACAUUCAGUCAUCAGAGCCCGAGCCAUCACUUCAGACCCAGUCCUCGGACCCUGGACCAUCACAACAAAUCCAGCCCUCGGAGCAGCUCGAACCUUCUGGCCAGGGGAAAAAGGCUAAAAAAAGACCAGCAGCGACCAGCCUCGAGGAAUUCCAGAAAACUAUUUUAGAUCACAAUGAUAAAAAAAAAUCAAUGUCUUAGAGAUAUUUCAAACUCUUUAAAAAUGUUUACAGAAGAAACAUUGGAAGUAUUUCAAGAAAUUGUAAAGCAUAUGAAAAAUAAAGAGUA